This is a messenger RNA of Ruditapes philippinarum (Manila clam), 2337 nucleotides long. Its product is annotated as myophilin-like. The transcript has 4 exons. Lineage: Eukaryota; Metazoa; Mollusca; Bivalvia; Venerida; Veneridae. The record is from RefSeq and is a predicted model, not a curated record. Bases 102 to 728 code for a protein of 208 amino acids. Gene Ontology annotation, molecular function: protein binding.
GUUGUAACGUCCUGUUCUAUAAAUAGCAAACAACGCUGUUGUACUACGCACGCACUGAUAAGUUUCAUUGGAGUGUCUCAAAAAGGCAGUUCAGUAGUAAAAUGUCGUACAGGGCAGCCAAAGCUGGAUUAGCAAGGGAUACCCAAGUAAAGAUCGACUCUCAAUUUGAUAUAGACGAAGCGAAGAAAUGUUUAUACUGGAUAGGGGAGAUAACUGGCGAGAAUAUACAGAUACCGGAAAUAGAUGACCGUAGGGAAAUGUCUUAUAGUUUUCACGAUACACUCAAAGAUGGAUUGCUGUUAUGCAAGUUAAUAGAUGCACUUUUACCAGAAGGAAAGAAAAUAGAUUUUACGAAAAAAACUUUUCAACCAACAAAUACGCAAGCGUUCAAAAUGGCACGUGAAAGAGAGAGAAUAGGGAUAUUUUUAUUGAAAGCGCAAGAAUAUGGUGUUCCUGAUACAAACUUAUUCCAGACGGACUAUUUAUAUGAGCGGACUAAUUUAGUGCAAGUGUGUACUUGUAUAAGAGCUAUAGGAAUAGAGGCACAGAGUAGGCCCGGUUAUCAGGGACCAGACAUCUGGCCUAAAAAGUGUGAGCAUAACGUACGGACGUUUAGUGAGGAACAGUUGACAGCCGGCAAACAGGUGAUAGGCCUACAAUACGGGUCUAAUAAAGGAGCAACUCAGGCUGGGAUGAACUUUGGCAAGGCUAGAAUGAUUCUAGACUGACAUAAUCAUGAUUGUUUGUGGCAAACUUUUGAAUCAAAAAUCCAAAAGAAAAGAAAGAUGUCUGGCAAGAACGGAUGACAUUAAAGGAAAGAUUUGGUUUUGAGUUGCUUUCAGAUGUAUUUUUCUAAAUACUGGUUUGAUUGUUAAAUGUUUGGUCUAAGUAUAUAGGUAACAUGUUUUAUUCUGGAUAAUUUACUUGACAUAAUCUUAUGCAUCAAUGAAAUCCGUUUUUUUUCUAGUUUUUUUAGUUUUUUUAUCUAAGCUGCGAAAAUCUUAAAUUUGAGUUCUACAUUUAGUAUGUUCAUCUGAUUCAGGAAAUAAUUAUAGGAGGGGACGUGUGGGGGGUGGGGUAAUUUAUACAAAACAUUAUAUCAUUGUAAAUAGAAUUUCAGAAAAUAUAAAAUGAUAAAUUGAUUUUAAAAGGUUCAGAUAUUUUGCUUCUUUGUUUUUGCUAAAUUCAGUAACAAAGAGGUGUGUUCAUUUUGACCUGAGUGCCUGGAAGUUUUUUUGUGUUAUUUUAGACAGUCACUACUAAAAGGUACAAAUGAUUAUAUUUUUAUUACGAUUGUUAUGAUUAAUGCCAGUGUAUUGUUUUGCAAAACCUGCUUAUAUCUAUAACUUGACUUAUACUGUUUGUAUAUAAAUCAAAAAAGAAGUAUCAAAAUACCAUGACCCCCUGUAGUAUUGCACAUACUCGGUGAUCGUGGAAGGGUCAAUAUUUACUUCACAGUUUUAUUUUCUAUGUAACUUUAGAUGAGUGGGCAGUCAUAUGUCAAUGUGUUGUUUUCCUGUUCCUGUUUUGUUGAUCUUUAUAUUAUAUCGUGCUAUCAUUGUUCCGUAGAUAUUGCUAUACGGGUUUUAGCGAAGUUAUUUUUGUUUUAAAAACUGUUGGAGCAGCACACUAAAUACCGUAUUCCGGUAAAUACCGGACAAGAAUGCUACUAAAAUCACGCCUUUUCACUUUAAAACGUCCAAUACAUCUCUUCACACCUAAUUGAUAUACCAUAAGGAAUAAAAAUGUAAGAAUCGGCGAAAAAAGCGAUAUUUUUUCUAUUUUGUGAUCAUGAUUUCUGCAAGGGUCUAGAUGUACUGCUCCAACACUUGUGAGUUAAACUGAAAAAGAAAUGUUUAAAUUGUUUUAAUAUCUAUAAAAAAGUUAGAACUGGCAAAAAUGGUUCUUAUGAAAACUUUCAAAUGUAAGACUAUAUAUUUGUAAGAUUGUUAGUUUUAACAUUUAGCAGACUUACCUUUAAGUGAUAAUUACGUGACAAAUACUUGUUUACGUAAAUGUUUUAUUAUUCCCAAUUACAUGUGUUUGAAGGGAAGUAACAAAGUAUUUUUUGUGUAAAAAUUAUUACACGCAGUUGUCUCCCUUGUAUCAUCUAUUUAACUGGAAGUGCUAUAAUUUAAUUUAUAUGAUCUCGCCUUUUUGUAGUAACGAUUUAAAGUAGCUGAUAUCGGUGCAGAUUUAAUACAUUAUAGAGUUUGUUUUCAGACUGUAUGUAUAGUUAGUGUAGAUGUAGUUAUUUACCAAACUUGAUCAGUAUUGUGUGUUGUAUAUUGCUGCCAUACACUCAGUUAUUAUACCUAUAAAAUGUUUAACAAUCUG